CUAUUUUUCAGGCAGCUCAAAAGUGUAAUGCGCAUUAUUUGUGCGCACAACACACACGGAAUAACACGGAUCGGAAAGAGAAAGUUGAAGCGCGUGGUUAUGUUUGUCAUAUUCUUGGAAGCGCUCAUGAUUCACAAAGUGGAAUUCAUUUAAACUGCUGUGGAGAGAAGGAACUAUGUAAGAUAUCAAUCACAGUGUGAUUGCCUACACUUGAUCGUAGAUUGAUUUCCGGGAUAUAUAGACAACAAUCACAAACAAUCCAGAAGUAUACAUCAAUUCCCAUCAAUUCGAUUCAUCAAGUAUCAGAAGAGAAGUUUUUAUAGAUGGGAAGAUACCGUCCGCUGUCGAUGAUAUGUAUUGUGUUCUUGCUGUGUCCACCGUCCUGUAAAACACACCAGUCAUUGUUGAGGAUGAAAAUUGAAGUCUUAUCCAUUUCCGGGGACACCUUCCAAUUACUGAAUGCAGAAGCCCAAGGAAGUCAAACUUGCUCAGGGAUAAAUAAAGAUGACUGGUGUGGAGAAAGAAAUGCCGAGUUUAAGUGGUUUAACAAAAAGAUCCAUUGCUCUUGUCAAUGUAAAUACAGCUUCAAAACAUAUGUAGACAGUAACUGUACAGCUGAUAAACAAAUACGCGAAUAUCUUGGAGGGUGUCAACAAUAUUUUAGAUGGCAGAGUACUGACCCUCCACCUUUACAAGUUUUUGACCUCUCUCAAAAAGGAAACAAGGAAAUUAUUGCAGAUUGUAACAUGUCAUCAGUAGAAAUAUAUAACCGCAGCAUUGGUCAGUGGAUAAGGAUUGUGAAUAACUCUGCAGAAUACAUCUUUGAAAUAAAAGCAAAAAAGGCUCAGCUUCAUUGGAGUAAAGAUAAUGCAGGGUUCUACAAUGGCCACAUCGUCAAGAUUGGAUGUGAACAUAAUUGCUUUCUGUUUAAAGCACAGGGAAUACUUCAAUAUAAUGUUACCAUUCCAACAUCUUUUUCAUCUACAAUCACAUUGUUGCCAACGAGUGCAAGUCAUGGCAGUGUUUUACAAAGUCAUUGCCAUAGCACAGCAUCUUCACUAUGGUCAACAUCUAUGUCUAUGCAUACCCCAUCUCUAUCAACCCAUCCAUCAACCCCUAGCACAGCAUCUUCACUAUGGUCAACCUCUAUGCCCACCCCAUCUCUAUCAACCCACCCAUCCCCGGCAAUGUCCACUGAGCCAGUGACACAGACACCAACCUCAACAUCAGCAAAGCUGCCGCUACAUAGUGUAAAAAUAUGGUCAACUCAGCAACCACCUACUGGUCGCCCGGAUGGCCAGGAUGGUGAUAAUGUAACAGCCCCUGUGACUGUGGCAGUGGUAGCUGCUGCAGUGGUCACUACUCUUAUCGUGGCUGCUGUCAUUGUCUGCCAUCGGAGGAGAUCAAAAUCGUCAGCACAAAAGCCAAAAAAUAAAGCUGCCUUCAUGGGUGGUGACAACCCUGUUUACAAGCAUUCCCGAGCAGAUGAAAUGGCGUUAUCGGGCCCUUAUCAACCAGCACGCGGUAAUAGCCACGCCCUACCCAGCAGAGACGAAACUUUAGACUACGACUACGACUAUGCAAACGUAGAUGGUCUACCAAGUAAGAGGCUUUCAUCGCCAGUUUACCAAGAGUUAGAUCGUCCAGACGGGACACAAGACUACGAAUCAUUGGAGCAACCGAAAGAUAGCACAGACCAUCCUGUUUACAACACACUGGAGGAUCCUGAUAGUUCACCACAAUACCGUGGACUCAAAGGACCCAUACCAAACAAUGAAUAUAAGAGCCUUAAGAAACCAGUAAACACUAUGACAGGGGCAAUAAACGAGCCAGUCUACAACACAUUAGAAGAACCUGAUAACCCAAACCAAUACUACGCACCUAAAGGCUCCACCGAAAACCAUGUGUAUAAAAGCCUUGAGCCUAAAACACCUCACACGGAGAUGGUGAAUGAGCCUGAAACACCUCAAGCCAAGAUGGUGAAUGAGCCUGUCUACAACACACUGGGAGAAUCUGACAGGGACUAUGACAAUGUGUAUGAUGAAGAGGAUCAAGACCCAGCACCAGGAGAUGUGUAUGAACCAGUAGUAGAUGCCUUUCCCUCUGAGUCACACCCAGAGUAUGCCAGGCUAGAGGGACCUCAUACCAUAAGAGACACACCCAAACAGGAUCAGGCCCCUGACUAUGACGUGCUUGAGCGGCCAUAUCCUAUCAAAGAGCAUGUGUGUCAGGCUGGAAAGAAGAGGAGGGGAAAGUGAUGCAUAAAUUCUGAUGAUAAACAGGAACAACCUUUUGAGACACUUAUAAACUGGGUCCACUUUGAAAACAUCUAGCCACACAAUCAAACUUCAUGUGUUACGAAAUGCAUGUCUACACUGUGCUUUGUGUAGAAAAUUAUGAACUGCCAUGCCCAGUUAUUGUUAUAACUGAAUCCAUGGAAACAGCAAUUUUUGAAGUAAAAAUCUAAUUUCUGCUUCAAAUUUCAAUAAAAUAAAAUAAAUGACCAUGCCCGUCCCCCCCAAACAAAGUUAGGGGGGUCACCUAUUUAAAAUUAGGAUAAGGGCAUGGUCAAAUUUCUUCUAAACAAGUUUAAAAUCAUCCUCAAAAUCAUCCUUAAAAUCAUCCCCCUUUUUUGCUUUGAGGCACUCACAGUCAUCAUAGAGAAACUGAAAACUGAAAAAAAUAUUUUUUUUAAAUAUCAGACAGUCCCUAUUUAUAACAGGAUAGUUUUAAGAGAAUCUAUUUUUGACCCCUGAUCCUCCUUUAGUAAAUUAACUAUUUCUUUAGCAUACAAUAACUUUUAUAGUGAUAGUAUAUUUUGUGCAAAUAUUGAAACUUACGUAACUACAGCUUGAAUUCAAUUAGAGUAUUUUCUGUUUCCUAAUGUACCCUGUUAAGUAUGCUCACUGAGCAAAGAGAAGAUAAUAAUAAGUUGUACACCAUGAAAUGGUUGUCAAGUGUAUCAGGACAAAAAUGUAUCUAGUAUAACUAUUUUGAAUAUAUUUCCUUAUAUAUUUUUUUUACUUUCCGAGACUUUAUUAUAUUUCUCUCAACUGUCCUGUUUCCAUGUUUUUCAUACCCCUAGCUAAUCUGGGAAGUAUACACAAGUGGCUAAAGCAGGCAUCAUGGUGCUGCAAAACAGUACUCAACAAAGUACACCCCUAAUACAUCGAUUAGCAUAGCUUUGGACACUGAGUCUAUUUAUUCACUUUUCAGCUGAAGUUGUCAUCAAAUAAACAUAAGUAUUUUUAUAGCAUUAAACUCUGUAGUCCUUGUGCCCUUGAGUUGACUAAUAUUCCUCUAUAAAUAUAUAUUACACUAUACAAA
Molecule: messenger RNA, 3327 nt
Organism: Nematostella vectensis (starlet sea anemone)
Lineage: Eukaryota; Metazoa; Cnidaria; Anthozoa; Actiniaria; Edwardsiidae
Exons: 11
Coding region: 324-2258 (644 amino acids)
Source: RefSeq, a predicted model, not a curated record